Messenger RNA from Nycticebus coucang (slow loris), 6253 nucleotides. RefSeq names its product period circadian regulator 2 (gene PER2). The transcript is spliced from 23 exons. Gene Ontology annotation, cellular component: nucleus; cytoplasm. Gene Ontology annotation, biological process: entrainment of circadian clock by photoperiod; negative regulation of transcription by RNA polymerase II; circadian regulation of gene expression. The coding region runs from base 180 to 3980 and encodes 1266 amino acids. Gene Ontology annotation, molecular function: transcription cis-regulatory region binding; transcription corepressor binding. The record is from RefSeq and is a predicted model, not a curated record. NCBI's taxonomy places the organism in Eukaryota, Metazoa, Chordata, Mammalia, Primates, Lorisidae.
GCGCGCGGUCACGUUUUCCACUAUGUGACAGCGGCGGGGUGGCGGCGGCGGCGCUGGGGGCUACGAGCUGCUGUGAGCCGCGGCGGGCGCGGGGCAGAGCGGACGCACCGACUGGCCGACCGAGGGACGCACCGGCCGACAGACGAGGACGCAGCUGGCGCUUCAUUCUGAAGCCCGACAUGAACAGAUAUGCAGAGUUUCCCUCCAGCUCCAGUAACCCCACCGAGGAGCCCAUGGAGCCCAAGCCCAGCCAGGCCCCCCCACUCCAGGACGACGUGGACAUGAGUGGGGGCUCCAGUGGAAAUGAGGCCACUGAGAACUGCUCCACAGGGCGGGACUCCCAGGGCAGUGACUAUGACGACAGCAGGAAGGAGCUGGGGAUGCUGGUGGAGCCGCCGGACGUCCACCAGAGUCCGAAUGCCUUUAGCCUGAUGAUGGCCACUUCUGAACACAACCCCUCUACGAGUGGGUGCAGUAGUGACCAGUCUGCCAAAGCAAACACACACAAAGAACUGAUAAAAACACUGAAGGAGCUGAAGGUCCACCUCCCUGCAGAUAAGAAGGCCAAGGGGAAGGCCAGCACACUGGCAACUCUGAAGUAUGCCCUGAAGAGUGUGAAGCAAGUGAAAGCUAAUGAAGAGUAUUACCAGCUGCUGAUGUCCAGUGAGAGCCAGCCCUGCGGAGUGGAUGUGCCCUCCUACACCAUGGGGGAGAUGGAGAGUGUGACCUCCGAGUACAUCGGGAAGAAUGUGGAUAUGUUUGCAGUGGCCGUGUCCCUGGUGACUGGGAAAAUCCUAUACAUUUCUGACCAAGUCAGUUCCAUAUUUCACUGUAAAAGAGAAGCCUUCAGUGAUGCCAAGUUUGUGGAGUUCCUGGCGCCUCACGAUGUCAGUGUGUUCCACAGCUUCACCACACCUUGCAAGCUGCCCUUGUGGAGCCUGUGUGGCAGGGCAGAUUCUUUUACUCAAGAAUGCAUGGAGGAGAAAUCUUUCUUCUGCCGUGUCAGUGUCGGGAAGAACCACGAGAACGAGAUUCGCUACCACCCGUUCCGCAUGACGCCCUACCUGGCUAAGGUGUGGGACCAGCAGGGUGGGGAGAGACAGUUCUGCUGCCUCCUGCUGGCAGAGCGCGUGCACUCAGGCUAUGAAGCUCCUAGAAUUCCUCCUGAAAAGAGAAUUUUUACAACCACCCACACACCAAAUUGUUUGUUCCAGGACAUAGACGAAAGGGCAGUCCCCCUGCUGGGCUACCUACCUCAGGACCUGAUCGAGACCCCUGUGCUCCUGCAGCUUCACCCCAGCGACAGGCCCUUGAUGCUGGCUGUCCACAAAAAGAUCCUGCAGUCCGGUGGGCAGCCUUUUGAUUAUUCCCCCAUCCGCUUCCGGGCCCAGAAUGGAGAGUACAUCACACUGGACACCAGCUGGUCCAGCUUCAUCAACCCGUGGAGCAGGAAAAUCUCCUUCAUCAUUGGGAGGCACAAGGUCAGGGUGGGCCCUUUGAAUGAGGACGUGUUCACGGCACACCCAUGCACAGAGGAGAAGACCCCAAGCCCCAGCAUUCAGGAGCUCACGGAGCAGAUCCACCGGCUGCUGCUGCAGCCUGUCCCCCACAGCGGUUCCAGUGGCUACGGGAGUCUGGGCAGCAACGGGUCCCACGAGCACCUCAUGAGCCAGACAUCCUCCAGCGACAGCAACGGCCACGAGGACUCUCACCAGAGAGCCGAAACUUGUAAAAGUAGUAACAGGACCAAAACCAAAAGUCAUUAUUCUCAUGAACCUGGAGAACAAAAGAAAAAGUCCAGUUCAGAAGUGCCAAGUAGUCCCUCAGCUCAGAUGAAAGCUGUACCUGCUGCAGAGAAGGACAGCUCAGGAGCCAGCGUCUCCAAGGCCAGUGUGCCGGAGGACCUGGCCUGCAGGACCCAGCCCGCCUGCUCCUACCAGCAGAUCAGCUGCUUGGACAGUGUCAUCAGGUACUUGGAGAGCUGCAGCGAGGCCACCACUCUGAAGCGGAAGUGCGAGUUCCCAGCCAACAUCCCCACGCUGAGGUCCAGCGACAAGCGGAAGGCCACAGUCAGCCCCAUGCCUGCUGGAGAGGCAGUGUUGCCCUCCAAAGCGAACGGCCACACGGAGGUCAGAACUCGUCUCACCUCGCUGGCUCUGCCCAGCAAGGCUGAGAGCGUGGUGUCCCUCACCAGCCAGUGCAGCUACAGCAGCACCAUCGUCCACGUGGGGGACAAAAAGCCCCAGCCGGAGUUAGAGAUGGUGGAAGAUUCUGUGAGCGGGCCUGAGUCCCUGGACUGCCUGGUGAGCCCUGCCCUGCCUUGUGGCCUCAGCCAGGAAAAGGAGCCCUUCAAGAAGCUUGGCCUCACCAAGGAAGUGCUCGCUGCGCACACCCAGAAGGAGGAGCAGAGCUUCCUGCAAAAGUUCAAGGAAAUAAGGAAACUCAAUAUUUUCCAAUCUCACUGCCAUUAUUACUUACAAGAAAGAUCCAAGGGGCAGUUGAGUGAACAAACUGCCUCUGGACUAAGAAACACUUCCGGAAUAGAUUCAUCUUGGAAAAAAACUGGAAAAAACAGAAAACUGAAGUCCAAACGGGUCAAGCCUCGAGACUCCUCUGACAGCACCGGGUCUGGGGGUCCCGUGCUCCCCCGGCCCCCACUCUUAGGCCUGAAUGCCACUGCCUGGUCACCUUCGGACACAUCCCAGGCCAGCUGCCCUGCCGUGCCCUGUCCUGCUCCAGUGCCCACUUUCUCCCUGCCUGUGUUUCCAGCAGCAGGGACGCUGGCAGCCCCACCUGCAGCUCCUCACUCCAGCUUCACGGUGCCCACUGUGCCCAUGGACGCCCAGAACCAGUUUGCAGUCCAGUCCCCACCCUUCCCUGCACCCUUGGCCCCUGUUGUGGCUUUUGUGCUACCCAGCUACUCCUUCCCCCCGGGGCCCUCAAGCCUGCCACAGGCCUUCUUCCCUGGCCACCCUCACUUCCCCGGCCAUCCCACGCUUGUGACCGAGAUGAGCCCUCCCUCACAGCCCAAGUUCCCAGGCCAGACCUCUACUCUCAGACAACCAUGCACUUGUCCAGCCACCCCAGCCACCCCACCAUUGGCUGUAGGCCGGGCCUCCCCACCACUCUUCCAGUCCCGUGGCAGCUCGCCCCUGCAGCUCAACCUGCUGCAGCUAGAGGAGACUCCUGAGAGUGGCACUGGGACUGUGGGGACAGUGGGAGCCACAGGGAUAGCAGCUGCGGGGCCGGACUGCAAACCUGGCACCUCUCAGAACCGACAGCCAAAGGCUUCUCUGCCUCAGCACGAGUCCUCAGAGGCCCAGAACAGCGAUGCCCUCUCCACGUCCAGCGACCUGCUGAACCUCCUAUUGAACGAAGACCUCUGCUCAGCCUCAGGCUCAGCCCUGUCUGGAAGCGCAGCCUCAGCCACCUCCGACUCACUGGGCUCCAGCUCGCUGGGGGGCAAUGCUUCCCGCAGCGCGGCAGGCAGUAGUGACACAAGUCACACCAGCAAAUAUUUUGGAAGCAUUGACUCUUCAGAGAAUAAUCACAGAGCAAAGCUGAACUCAGGUGUGGAAGGCAGCGAGCACCUCCUCAAGUGUGUCCUGCAGGAUCCCAUCUGGCUGCUGAUGGCAGACACGGACGACAGCGUCAUGAUGACGUACCAGCUGCCAGCCCGGAAUUUAGAAACAGUUUUGAAGGAGGACAGAGAGAAGCUGAAACUAGUGCAGAAGUUCCAGCCCCGGUUCACAGAGAGUCAGAAGCAGGAGCUGGGUGAGGUCCACCCAUGGAUGCGUGUGGGCGGCCUGCCCACAGCCCUCGACGUGGCGGAAUGUGUUUAUUGUGAAAACAAGGAAAAAGGCAAUAUUUGUGUGACAUAUGAGGAAGAUAUUCCUUCUCUGGGACAAAGCGAAGUUUCAGACACCAAAGAAGUGGAAAAUGGACUCCCCUUGAGUCACAAGAAUGAAGAACAGACAUAACCCUGCCCCCACCCGACAGCCAAUGAUCUACAUUAGAUGGUGCUUAGAAGACGGGAAAGAAUCUUUGUUUCUAAUGAAAUGGACACAUACUUAUGUUGCUUUUUUUGUUUUAGAAAAAUAUCAUAGUUUUCUGAAGGGGUGACUUAAAACUGUGGAGGGUGGGAAAGGUUGGGGAAGAAGAGCCUUUUUUUUGUGAGACAGAGUCUCACUUUAUCACCCUUAGUAGAGUGCCGUGGCUUCACGGCUCACAGUAACCUCCAACUCCUGGGCUUAGGCGAUUCUCUUGCCUCAGCCUCCCAAGUAACUGGGACUACAGGCACCCGCCACAACACCCAGCUAUUUUUUUGUUGCAGUUUGGCCAGGGCCGGGUUCAAACCCUUCACCCUUGGUAUAUGGGGCUGGUGCCCUACCCAGUGAGCCACAGGCACCUCCCAGAAGAAGAGCAUUUUUAUAUUUAAAAUAUAAAUAAGGAGUUUCAUGGGAUGGGGGAAGAGAUUUUAUUUGUUAUUUAACUUGAGAAAGAGUGAAACUAUUUGUGAGUGUCAGAAAAGCUGCCUGGCUCUCAGAAGUCGGUCGCCUGUGAUGAGUCCCUGUCUGGUGCCCCACUGGCCACUUCUGGGUCAUCCCAAGGCACCUGCCAGGCUAUGACAAAUGCCCAGGAUGCCACAUAGGACUCCAGGCUUAGGGCUGUGGCCUUCUGGAGCUUUCCCAGGAUGUGUUUGAUCAGAUCAAAUUCUGCCCUCUUUUGGGGGCUGCUUUUUAUCUAAAUUUUAAUUUAGUUGAGCUAGAUUUUCCUUUUAACAUACCAAGUGGAAAAUUAAGCUUCUCUUAAUUUUAUUUCCAAAUACUUUGCAUUAAAUGGUAUGAAGCAUACUGUGGCAAACCAUCAGCUUCGGGCACUGUAGUGGUGGGUAUUUCAAUCUGAUGUCGCUUUUGUUUGUAGUGAACAAAGUUGAAGCAUUUGCUUUGGACUAAAGGAGCCUGGUUGGUUUAUGUGACCAGCUCCACCAGAUUAACGCACACCAGACCCUCUGUGUGUUUCCAUAUUGUUCCUGUCUCCCCUUUUCAGGCUGUGAUGGACAAUAUGUGUAUAAAAGUAUGUUACCAGUCAUACGGUGACUUUCCCCUGCAAAUGAGGCCUUGACCAACAUGCUUAGAGCCCAGUGGUGUUAGGUUGUCUUUUGGCAGAGAGCUGCUGCCACCACCGUGAGGUGUGUCCCCACAGCUUCCAGCUGCAUCUGCGCUGUUGGGGUGCAGUGCUCACUUCGCCCACUGCACCUGGGCUGGGUGCAGGCCCUCACUCUCUUCAGGAGCCCAGUCUCACUGGGUGCAGCACCACAGCUCUGCCAGCACCAUACAAACUUUCACAGCUUUAGACACUUGGGGAAAAGCAAGUUCAAUCUGCCUAACUUUUUACAGAACCUGAUGUUGCAUCAUAUGUCCCAAAGACUUUGGGAAAUUUAAUAAUGAUCCCUGGUGUGACUGAAAUUAUCACUAGUAAAACAAUUGACUUAAAAUUGGACCAAUGCUAUGAAGCUUAAAAGGAAGCAGGGUUUGCCUUGUUCUUUGAUGAGGAAGUGGCUACAAGAAAGGGGAACUGUCCUUAUACUCCAACUGGUUUUCAUAGUAAAACCAUCUUAUGCUUGAAUGUUAGUCUUAUUAAAGGAACACUUUUAUUUUUUAAUUUACAAAGUAGUAUCACCUUCAGAUACUCAGGAUAAGGUUAUAAUCUAUAUGUUUUAUGGAAAUUAGAUGUUACAAACUGCUUUCUGCCUCUAAAGUCAGAUGGUAAGAGAAUAGGUGAUAAUCUAAGGUUACGGGUGUGUUGCCUAAGUACAGAACUGCCAAAACUCACUCUACUGCUAUGAAUGUUUACCCUCAGCAUUAUUUUAUCAUUUAAUAUAUAUUCUUUGGUCAUUAAUUGUGUAGCUUCACGCGCUGAGAAGUUGACUUGAUCAUUUUGUGAUUUUGUUUACAUGAUGCCAAGCAUCGAGUAAUUAUUUUCCUUAGUAUGUGUGCUUUCACAGGUGUUAUAAAAACUUUUUCUCUAUUUUAAACUGAGCCUUCUUUUUAAUAUAUUCCUGAAAGGAUAUGUAAAUAAGCUCUCAGAGUUUGUGCAAUGAUUUGUUGAGCCUUGCCAAACAAGUGGUUUGUUCGUGUACAAACCAAACUUUCUUCACUCAGUGCAAUAUAUUUGUUUGACUGCUUGUGUCUUUUUAUGACCUUUUUGCCUUUUAGAAAAUUGGUAAAUAAAGCAAGUAUAUUUUUAAUUU